UUGCACUAGGCAACUAGUAGAGUUUAGGAAAAGAAUCAAGAAAAGAGAGAGACCCAAUGCAAAACCAAGAGUUGUGGUUAGGGUUUUGAGGCAAACUUUGCCAAUGCCAAUGCUGAGCAGCAUGCACUCCUCUCUCCUCUCCUACAACCACCACCAAAUGCCGAGGCAAUCCCUCACCACUCGCUGCUACCACCACCACCACCACCACUUGCUCUCUCCUCUCCUCGUCUUCCUCUUGCUAUCCACACUUCUACCGCUUUCAGCUACAAACAUUGAGGUUGUCACGCUACAUUCAUGGCUUCAAACCUCUACCUUGCCCCCGCCGUCCUCAUCGGAUUUCUCCAACUGGAACCCUAAAGACCCCAACCCUUGUAGCUGGUCCUACAUAACCUGUUCUCCUCAAAACUUUGUCACCGAAAUCAAUAUCCAAUCCCUUGAGCUAGCCCUUCCCCUUCCUUCCAAUCUCUCCUCCCUUGCCUCUCUCCAAAAGCUCAUCAUUUCUGGUGCUAACCUAACCGGGACACUCUCACCCGAUAUCGGAUACUGCAAUGCACUUACUGUCAUUGAUGUUAGCUCAAACAGUCUUGUGGGAGAGAUUCCUUCAACCAUUGGAAAGCUGCAAAAUCUUCAGGACUUGAUUUUAAAUUCUAACCAACUCACUGGGCAGAUACCAGAAGAGCUUGGAGAUUGCACCAGCCUGAAGAAUCUCCACGUAUUUGACAACUAUCUCUCCGGGAGUAUUCCUGCCGAGCUUGGCAAACUAGUAAACUUGGAAGUUAUUCGUGCCGGUGGGAACAAAGACAUUUCGGGAAAAAUCCCCGAUGAGCUUGGAAACUGCAAGAACUUGCAGGUGCUUGGCCUUGCUGAUACUAAAGUUUCCGGCUCCUUACCUGCUUCAUUAGGUAAACUACGCAUGCUGCAAACUCUGUCUGUUUAUACCACAAUGAUUUCGGGUGAGAUUCCGCCGGAGAUUGGCAACUGUUCGGAGCUUGUGAACUUGUUUUUGUACGAGAAUGAUCUGUCCGGUUCGCUACCAUCAGAGUUAGGUAAGCUUCAGAAAUUGGAGAAGAUGUUACUGUGGCAAAACAAUCUGGAUGGUAUUAUUCCUGAGGAAAUUGGUAACUGCAGAAGCUUGAUGACCAUAGAUCUCUCUUUGAAUUCUGUCUCUGGAAGCAUACCACAAUCAUUCGGGAACCUCUCGAAUCUCCAAGAGCUUAUGCUUAGCAACAAUAACAUUUCUGGUUCAAUCCCAUCAGUUCUUUCCAAUGCUACAAAACUCUUGCAACUUCAGCUCGACACUAAUCAGAUUUCGGGCUUAAUCCCAACUCAGUUUGGAAUGUUGCCAGAGCUGACAGUGUUUUUCGCUUGGCAGAACAAACUCGAAGGCAGCAUUCCAUCCGAAUUGGCUAGCUGUAAGAGCCUUCAGGCUCUUGAUCUCUCACACAAUGCUCUCACCGGUAGCUUACCUCCUGGCCUAUUUCAGCUCCAAAAUUUAACCAAGCUUCUAUUGAUUUCUAAUGAACUUUCCGGUUCAAUACCUUCUGAUAUUGGAAAUUGCAGCUCUCUUAUCCGUCUCCGCCUUGUAAACAACAGAAUCAGUGGAGAGAUCCCAAAAGAAAUUGGGUUUCUCGACAACCUUAGCUUCCUUGAUCUGUCCGAAAACAAUCUUGUUGGUCCGCUGCCUGAUGAAAUUGGAAAAUGCAGUUCACUGCAGCUGCUGAACUUAAGUAACAAUACCCUUGGAGGUACAUUGCCUAGCCUUUUCUCUUCCCUCACACGGCUUGAGGUACUGGAUGUCUCUGUGAAUCAAAUUUUGGGUCAGAUUCCCGAGAGUUAUGGCAAGCUUGCUUCACUUAACCGGCUCAUCCUCAGCGGGAACUCCCUCUCUGGACUGAUCCCCUCUUCCCUUGGUCAUUGUUCAAGCCUUCAGCUACUUGAUCUUAGCAGCAACAAGCUCAGUGGCGCAAUCCCCGAGGACUUGUUUGAGAUUGAAGCUCUUGACAUUGCUCUAAACCUGAGUUUCAAUGCCCUAUCCGGUGUAAUCCCACGGCAGAUCUCUGCUCUGAACAAGCUGUCCAUACUAGACCUUUCACACAACAAGCUUGAAGGUGACUUGUUGGUGUUAUCCGGGCUUGCAAAUCUUGUUUCCUUGAACAUCUCAUAUAACAAUUUUACCGGCUAUCUCCCCGAUGAAAAGCUCUUUCGACAGUUGUCACCAACAGACCUGGCAGGAAACAAAGGGUUGUGCUCUAGAGGCCAUGACCAAUGUUUCAUCAGCAAUGGGACCCCAAUGAGCAUGACAAAUAGUGGCCGUUUCAGGAGGUCAUGGAGGCUUAAGUUAGCCAUUGGAUUGUUGAUUGCCUUGACCAUUGCCUUAGCAAUUUUCGGGGCUGUUGCAGUGUAUCGAACGCGAAAGAUGAUGGGAUACGAAAACGAUUCUGAGAUGGGAGGGGACUCGUGGCCUUGGCAGUUUACUCCCUUCCAGAAGGUAAAUUUUUCGGUGGAUCAAGUACUAAAAUGUUUGGUGGAAACCAAUGUAAUAGGAAAGGGAUGUUCAGGAGUUGUUUACCGGGCGGAAAUGGAGAACGAGGACAUUGCAGUAAAGAAGCUCUGGCCAACAAAGAUCGCUACUAGAUAUGACUGUCAACGUGACAGGUUUGGAAUCAAUGCAGGCGUUCGUGAUUCCUUUUCAGCUGAGGUGAAGACCCUCGGCUCAAUUCGCCACAAGAACAUUGUUAGGUUCUUGGGUUGCUGUUGGAAUCGAAACACGAGACUGCUAAUGUAUGAGUACAUGUCGAAUGGGAGCUUGGGCGGUUUACUUCACGAAAGAAGUGGUAACUGCUUGGAAUGGGAAUUGAGAUAUCGGAUUGUGCUGGGAGCGGCACAAGGCUUGGCCUACUUGCAUCACGAUUGCGUUCCUCCGAUUGUUCACAGGGACAUCAAGGCCAAUAACAUCCUCAUUGGUCCGGACUUUGAGCCCUGCAUUGCUGAUUUCGGGCUUGCCAAGCUUGUUGACGAAGGAGAUUUUGCUCGAUCCUCCAACACAGUUGCUGGUUCUUAUGGCUACAUUGCUCCUGAAUAUGGAUACAUGAUGAAGAUAACAGAGAAAAGUGACGUAUACAGCUACGGUGUAGUUGUGUUAGAAGUACUAACAGGGAAACAACCGAUUGAUCCAACCAUACCAGACGGGUUGCACAUUGUAGAUUGGGUUAGGCAGAAAAGAGGGGGAGUUGAAGUCCUCGAUCAAAGCCUACUUGCCAGGCCAGAGUCGGAAAUUGAAGAAAUGCUGCAGACUCUAGGUGUGGCGUUGCUCUGCAUAAACUCAAACCCAGAUGACAGACCAACCAUGAAAGACGUAGCGGCAAUGCUCAAAGAAAUAAGGCAGGAGAGGGAGGAGUGCAUGAAAGCUAACAUGCUUCGAAACGGAUCUUCUGAAAAUGGUGGACAAGAAAUUAACAUAACUUGCAGUGGAGGAAGCUCAUCGGCUAUGGCGGUGCAGCAACAUUCGUACCCUUCGAGUACCAGCGCAAGUUUCUCAGCAUCCUCAUUGCUAAACACUUCUCCUUCUCCUAAUGUCCGAAAAAGUUCCAAAUAAUUAAUCAUCAAAUAAGAAGUUGUUUCAGACUUCAGCUAGGAAAUUUGU
Molecule: messenger RNA, 3643 nt
Organism: Pyrus x bretschneideri (Chinese white pear)
Lineage: Eukaryota; Viridiplantae; Streptophyta; Magnoliopsida; Rosales; Rosaceae
Product: LRR receptor-like serine/threonine-protein kinase RGI2
Exons: 2
Coding region: 104-3595 (1163 amino acids)
Biological process (GO): protein phosphorylation
Cellular component (GO): plasma membrane
Molecular function (GO): protein kinase activity; protein binding; ATP binding
Source: RefSeq, a predicted model, not a curated record